AUGGCCGUGUUCCUAACAAAUACACAACAGUGUGUCACACUCGUACCCCCUGUGCCUCAAAGCUCUGUAUACCCCUUGUGCCUCACAGCUCUGUAUAUCCCGAAGCGAACUGAGCCUCACGCCGAGUGCGACACCGUGGAACGUGACCGCGUCUACGACCAGGGCAAAGGCAACAUUUCAGCUGCCGUCUCCCUUGUCGAUCAGCAACUUGCGUUGCGCUUCUCCCCAAUGCUGCUACGUGAAAAGGCCACGAUGCUGCUCAUGCUGGGUGGAGAGCAUGAAUCCGAGGCCCAUGCCUUGCUGCGCCAGGAACAACAACACUUUCUGCGCGACUGGCAAGCUGCGCGCCAGGUUUUGGGCCGGCACUGCAGCAAGGCCUCCCUCAUCCAUGCGGACAGCCCCCUUGCAGCCAGCACCGUGACCCAACUCGAUACAAUUCAUCAGCCUGAAAGCUAUGCCGUGCAGUUGACGCGCAUCACACACGAUGGCAACGUGGUGGAAGAGCACAGUGCUUUUUCUUCAACGCGCGUUACCCUUGUUACUGCGCCUGAAGUCUACGUGGCGGGACCGGAUGGCCAGCUAAGCCAGGAAACGCACGGUCGCUGCGUGCUUUGGGAAGCAAAUACGGGCUACUUUCAAGAUUUGGGAAGCAACUUGCAGCUCGUUAUGGCCGAGCAGGCACCACCGGAUUUUGACUGGAGCCGAAUCGAGUCGGAACGGGCACCAUGGCUUGAUUACUACAGAGGCGCGCGGCCCGCCCAUGGAAAAAACCCGCACCAGCUGCGCCGAAAGGCGACUGCUUCGUCAGCUCUGUCAACUGCCUCGCGUUCUUUUUAUCACUUUCUGACAGAUGUCGUGCCACGCGUGCUUGCGUUGCGCCACUAUCACCCGGAUGCAGCCGUGAUUGUUCCUGCUGACCCUAAAGGCGAGACCGGCUUCAUCUCCGAGGCCUUGGCGCUCCUGAAACUCAAGGCGGGGAAGGACACCGUGCGCUACAACACGGUUAAAGCUCCACCAGACGCAGUGCUGAAGGCCUCUUUUACGAGCAGCGCGAACUUCUUUCUGGCAAGCUGCGACGCUGGCCCAGAAGCUGCAGCAAACACCGCUGAGUCGCCCCCGGGUCGUGAUUGCGUCUCGCGAGAUUCUCACCCCAUGUGCAACCAGAACGCCAAAAUGCGUCAAUUACGCGACGAGAGCCAGCUUUGGGCCAAGCUGGCCCAGCGGUACGGCCAUGUUGAUUUUGUAACCUACAAAAGCCGCGACUAUACAUUGACAGACACGAUUGAAUUGUUCAAGAGCGCCGAGAUGGUGUUGGGUGUGCACGGUGGUGCCUUGGCCAAUGUUCUAUUCAGCCGACCAGGUGCCACGCUCGUUGAGCUGACCAUCCCGCGCAACACGACCCGGCACUAUGAGCACAUGGCUGCGGCACUGGAUCUGCAGUACGUGGCUGUGGACGUCCAACCUGAUCAGCGUGGCGUGGGUGCACCCGAGGUGGUCCUGGGUGAGGCCAGUCGGAGAGCCCUCGAGCGCCUGCUAGACCAGCGCCUGGCACCUCCUGCACAUGACCCAGCUGAUCUGUAG
Molecule: messenger RNA, 1581 nt
Organism: Monosiga brevicollis MX1
Lineage: Eukaryota; Choanoflagellata; Craspedida; Salpingoecidae
Exons: 11
Coding region: 1-1581 (526 amino acids)
Molecular function (GO): glycosyltransferase activity
Source: RefSeq, a predicted model, not a curated record